AGUAGUCAUAUGACCUGUAGUGCUUCUAUAUGCAGGGCAUAGACACCGCAGUUGUUGCGUGCACAGGACUUCGAGUCAAGCGUUUGAGGACAACAUUGUUGGCGCAUUAGGCUAGUUUCGUCCUCGACAUGACUAUCAUGUAUUUUGUUAGUUUGGUGGUAUAUUUCCUUGCUGUUUCGUGUCUUACAUGGGCUGACUACGUCCCUGACGAGGUAACCGGACUACCGGGAAUGUCGUUUAAACCAAACUACCGGCAAUGGUCGGGCUAUUUGAAAGCUAGCCCUGGAAAGUUUCUCCAUUACUGGUUUGUGACCUCACAGAGGGACCCACUGAAGGACCCUGUUGUACUGUGGCUGAAUGGAGGGCCAGGCUGCAGCUCGCUGGAUGGCUUUCUGUCAGAGAAUGGCCCCUUCCAUGUGAAUGAUGAUGGGGCCACUCUGUAUGAGAAUAAGUUCAGCUGGAACGGGAUCGCCAACGUUCUGUACCUAGAGUCCCCUGCAGGUGUGGGAUACUCCUACUCUGACGACCAGAAGUACAACACCGACGACGACCAGGUAGCUGAUGACAACUACCUAGCUCUGCAGAGUUUCUUUGCCAAGUUUCCAAACUUCACACAGAAUGAGUUCUUCAUCAUCGGUGAGAGUUAUGGUGGGAUCUAUGCCCCGACACUCAGCCAGCGUGUGGCCACAGGGACUGCAAAGAUUAACUUCAAGGGCUUUGCAGUGGGUAAUGGCCUCAGUAGCUAUGCCCUGAAUGACCAGUCUCUGAUCUACUUUGGUUACUACCACGGCCUCUUCGGAGAACAACUGUGGACAGAUCUGAACACAAACUGCUGCGAUAAGGGAACAUGUAACUUCUUCAACAACAGCAAGGAGGCCUGCAAGACACUGUUGAGGCAGGCCUUUAGUAUUGUGUAUAAUUCUGGGCUGAAUGAGUAUGCUCUUUACAUGGACUGUGAGGGUGGAGUCAGGGCCAGAGCCUAUGAGAGGAGCAUGAGCCAGCUCUUCAGGAACUACAGGAAGCACUGGGACACCUUCCAGCUGCUGAAGGUGCCGUCCGUCACUGGCCAAACUCCUUCUGUGGGUGAGGUCCCUCCCUGCAUUAACAGCACAGCUCAGAUGAACUGGCUCAACCAGGGUGAUGUUAGGAAAGCCCUACACAUCCCUGAUACACUUCCACCCUGGGACAUCUGCAGUGAUGUGGUGGGAGGACAGUACACCAACAUCUACUCGACAGUGAAGGAUGUGUAUCUGAAGCUGCUGUCUCUGGGUGUCCGGGCGCUGGUCUAUAACGGAGACACUGACAUGGCCUGCAACUUCCUGGGAGACAAGUGGUUUGUGGAGCAGCUCAACCAGAAGACAACCACCAAGUACCAGAGCUGGAUAUCUGAUGAUCAGAUUGCCGGCUUCUACGAGCAGUAUGGAAACAUCACCCUCCUGACUGUGAAGGGCGCUGGUCACAUGGUGCCGCAGUGGGCUCCAGGCCCCGCCUUAGACAUGUUCCAGUCCUUCCUGUCAAACAAACCCUACUGAGCAUGCUCCUGGGGCUGCUUCCAGUGUCUAAUGGAACUUGUUAGUGGGCAAGGAUGAUGGCCCAUUUUUCUCAGGGAGGGUUGGAUGGAAAAGGGGAAACAAAUGUUUUGUUUUUGUGAUCAAAUUAAAUGUUUCUGUUGCACUCCAAGUAAGCUCAGAUCAAAGCUCAACUCUGGAGGAACACAAGUGUACACACUUAUCAGUGUUGGGGUGACAGGAGUGCAAUCGGACUAUGCCAUUUCUUAAUUUCAGUAAAUGUAUAAUUUUACUUUUCUUGAGGGCAAACUUCAUAUUAAUAGCCAUAGAGAAAUGUUUUGACAUGUGAUGCACCUAAACAAUCUUCCUUUAGUGGUGCUGUGCAAUCUCUCUGGUUGGCUUUCUAACUGAUUUGCAGUUUAUUAGUCGCAUCAGAACUGUAAUUUGCCUUUUGUGAAUUUCCUCAUGCAGUUUCUGAAUCAGGGGGUUUCAAUUGUCACCACUUGGGGGAGCUGAAAUGCCAUGGAACUCAAAUGGCCAAAAGGCCAAUUAGCACUUUAAAAUAAUCGAACAUUCUUUGUCUUUCUAAUAAAUGCUUUUUAUGGAA
Salmo salar (Atlantic salmon) is the source of this 2115-nucleotide messenger RNA. RefSeq names its product lysosomal protective protein. Gene Ontology annotation, biological process: proteolysis. Gene Ontology annotation, molecular function: serine-type carboxypeptidase activity. Lineage: Eukaryota; Metazoa; Chordata; Actinopteri; Salmoniformes; Salmonidae. The record is from RefSeq and is a predicted model, not a curated record.